GCAGCUGGAAUAUUAAACAUUGAAGGGCACUCUACUGAGUUACCUUUCUACUGUUGCUACGAACAAAGGCAUGAUGCAUUAUGGUCUUGUAGAUUAGAAAUCGAAAUUCCUUCAUCUGCACUUUCAAAAGUGGACGAGGAAGAAAUGUCUUCCUCUUUCCCACUAAGAUGCCUACAAAUUCAGAUUUUAGAAAUAGCUCUGGCUCAUGUAGAUUAUGUAUAAAAGCUGUUAAGUGGGUUCCUGUAUUAAUAAUAGUUACUGUUGUUGGGUGGUCAUACUAUGCAUACGUCGUACAACUGUGUUGGUUCACUGUCACAUCACCAUUUGAAAGAGUAUAUUACCUCCUAUGUUACCAUGUAUUCUUUGUCAUGUUUCUAUGGGCAUACUAUCAAACCAUAUUCACGCCAAUUGGAAGUGUACCGAAAAAGUUCAAACUAUCACCAAUUGACAUCGACAAAAUUAAAAGAGCUGACAGUGAAGAGUCGCAAAAGAUGAUCCUUGAAAGAUGUGCUCAAAAUUUGCCCGUCAGCAAUCGAACUGUAUCUGGCGUUAUCAGGUACUGCGAUAAGUGCUGCGUUAUAAAGCCUGACCGCGCCCACCACUGCAGCGUGUGUGGUGAGUGUGUGCUGAAGAUGGACCACCAUUGUCCCUGGGUCAACAAUUGCGUCUCAUUCACCAACUACAAAUUCUUCAUCCUCUUUCUCGCUUACGCACUGCUCUACUGUAUUUUCAUCACGCUCACUAGUCUCCGCUAUUUCAUAAUGUUUUGGAAGAUCAUUGAUGAGAAAGUAGAAGAGAACAAGGAAGUCACUCCAGAUUUUGAAGGAGACGGGGAGCUGAUAGGCAUGGGCCGCUUCCAUAUUCUGUUUUUGUUCUUCAUUGCUGCCAUGUUUGCAAUCAGUUUGGUGUCUUUGUUCAUCUACCACUGCUAUUUAGUAAUGCGUAAUCUAUCCACGCUUGAAGCGUUCAGAGCACCAAUUUUUAGAACUGGAGAGGAUAAAAAUGGUUUCAACCUGGGGAGAUAUAACAACUUCCAAGAGGUUUUUGGAGAUAAUAGAACCUACUGGUUCCUCCCCAUUUUCACAAGCUUUGGAGAUGGAGUGGUCUAUCCAGUGAGAUCGCUGCAUCAGUCCACCCAACAGUACGACUCGGCAGGAGUUACGCAAAGUUUUGGGGAUGGUGUGACAUUCCCAGAAAGAAUUCACGAUGAGGACACUGAGUCACUGUUAGGAAGUCGACAGAGGUGGGCUGACGAGGACUCGCCCAGUCAUGAAGUGACCCAUUCGCUUAUAAGGGAGGCAGCUCCAGUCUGAUGGAAGUUAUAUAAAUGAAUUAAGUUUGAUAAAUGAUUUAUCAAAUGUUGUGACUUCUCGUAUUGGAACUUGAGACUUUAUUCACAUAUGCUUCUCAAAAACAAUGGCGCAUUAACAGACAAUUAGCUACACAUUUAAAGGAAACCAUUCAACUCUGAAGUGAUUGGUUAUGUGAGUUGCAUGCACUAUGGAAAUCUGCCCAAGCCACGUUUAACAAGGAAACAAACUUUUCUUAGUUCCUUAGAAUAUUAUAAUAAUGUAUUGUUAAUUCGUCUAGUUUUCUAGAAAACAUAUAUUUUCUGCAGUUGUGUAUAAUUGUUGCUUCAUCAAUUUAAUGUAUGAUUUAUCGUUCAUAAGAGUAUUUGCUAAUAAUUUUGUGAAAAGACUCAAUAAUGGAGUUUAUAUAUUGAUUUCAAUAAUACUGUAAUACCUACAUUUGAAAAUUUGUAUGGGCUUCAACCUUUCAGUUAUAAAUUUUGUAUUGAAAUCAAACUCAUGAAUUAGAAACUAAUUGAGCCAAGAACACAGAUACUACCAAUUUAAUAUCAAAUGAAAUUGAGAUACACCAAAAUUGGAGAUUCCCAUAAAUUAUUCUCCAGUCUUCCUGUCCUUUUUUAUAUCAAUCGUUCGAAUUCCCCAGCAAAAUCUUUGGAUCCCUUCACAAUCCCUUUUUUAACUUUCACUUUAGUAGAAAAUACAGUUUUUCAUUUUGUCAUUGUGAGUAUAUUCCAUUACAUUCAAUACGUUUUUAUACCGUACUGUAUUUAACAAGGUUGCUAUUUUCCAUCUAAAUGUAAAUGGUAUUUUUGUUAGUAACCGCAUAUAAAUGAUUAAUGUGUAUAGUAAGAAAUGAAUUACUUUGCCUUAAUUUUUUAAAUAUAAUAUGAAAGUUUUAUAAUAAUUUGUAGAUAAGUCGAUUGUUGUUGUAUGCGUUAGAUAAAACUUAUUUCUCCCAGUUAUUGUCAUUCAUUUAAUUCAACUUGGAAAUUGUGUUCUGAUUCAUUCAUUCUCAAAUUUUAUUAUGAUACAUUUUGAAUUAAUCACAAGGUGUACCAAGUUAUCUGUGGUAGUAUAUGAUAAUUUAUAAACGAAGUUAAUUUUUAAGGUAUUAAUACCUUUAUGAUAAUUUAAAAUCUCCACUUGAAACCCCUUACAUUGACUAUGGAUUGUUUACCACAUCUUUUAUUGCGUUGCUCAAUUUGUUUUUUCAUGAUAAGGCGAGAAAAUAAUUAUUUCAGUUCCCAUGUAGAGAUUCUUUGAAAGUCAACUUCCAUUUUGCUCCUAACGGGAAACUCCUAGAUUUUGGGUUUAGUAAAUAUUUUUGAUCACUGUGCAUAAAUGAGUGGUUAUCAUGAACACGGAUCAUGCUACUACACCCGGAUUACUGAGGAUCAUUUUCGAACAAUUCCACGAUAUCAUAUUAGCUUCUCAACACUCCUACAUCGGGCAUGAAUCUGCAAUUGUGGCAAGUCCGUGAAGGGGGAGUAAGCAAGAGCGCUCUGUAACUUGUUAUGUUUAAAGGUGCGAACAGAAGGUGUAAGUCGCGGUAAAUAUCGAUGCUACUAAACAGCUAUGCAAUGAUAAAAAACAUUCGAAAUCAUUGAUAUAGAUUAUACUGGAUAUACAGGAACGCUAGCGAGAUGAAAUCUACAUGAAGAAAUUUAAAUGGACAUAACCUACAUAGUAUUUGGACGAUUUGAGACAAAAUUAAGAAUUUGAAGAAGUUUUGGGCAGAGCCUGUUUCUCUUUUCCGACUAUUGUAUUGUUUGCUCUAUCCAAUCAAUAAAUAGAUAAAUAUAGACCUGACCGCACUGUUCGUACCCUCAGAGUACAUGACGCUUCACUCCCUCUGGCCACGAGGCCUCAACAAUAUUAUAGAUUUAUUCCGUUUGAAAUAUUGAUGUAUGAGAUUCUUUUGUAUGGCCUGAAUCUGAGAGGCCUCAAGACGAGUGUACGCAGGGUCCUUUCUCUGUGAAAGGGACAAUGUACACAGGUCUUGGGGCCUCGCCUCAAUUAUACAUGCACACUAUUUGAAUCUCAUACGCCAUUCUCUUCAUAUAACACUGAAGCUAUAUGAUUUCACGUGGCCUUCAUGCUGGUGUAAGGGAAGCGUGCCGAAGGUACCUCCUCACAGUGAUUCAGAGCGCUCUUUCUCAAUUGUGAUCUUUCUCCAUGGCAUCGGCAGACUAAGGGCCAUAUGCCAACACUACGUUCAGAGCUAAACCACGUUUACUUGUAGAUAUGGUUGCAUUUAUCAUAAUGUGUUUCUUACGGGGUUUGAACGAACAACUGACAUUUUUCCGUUUAAACCGAGUAUCUGCAUACGGACCUUUUACACUCAGUCCCGGUUCAAGAAUGCUUUGAAAUGUCAUCUCUUGGUUUUGUUCCAAAAUGAUAAUCAACAAGCAGGGUCUAUUUCAUGACUAACGCUCAUUGGUGUCAGAGACUAUAAUAUUUAACGGAUUCUUUUCUCUAUGUUGGUAAUCAGUUAUAAAUUAUACUUUAUGAAGUUUAAAACAUUGAGUUGCCAGGAAGGCGCAACAUGAACGUCCACUUCUGGAGAGUGACACAAAUUUUCAACGUGUGAACAAAAGUUAUUGUGUCUCAAUACACCAUUAAAAGCAAACUGAACAGUUUCAUUAAGCAAACAAAACCAAUGAAUUAUAUUAUUUGUAUUAAAGGUAUUGUUAUUGAUAUGAUCAUCAUCAUUAUCGAUGAUAUGAUAACGAUUAAAAAUUAUCAAUGAAUUCAAAUCAAGAAAAUAUUUUUUUAAAUAAACAAUUUUUUUUUAAUUUGCCGAAAUUUGUAUAAGUAUUAGUCUAUUUGUCAAAAUAUUAACUUCUAUUUCAUAUCGAUAACUCGUAUUAUCAUGACAUUAGUAAAGAAUAUUCAAAUUUGCCUGAGUCCUAUCAAUUUUCACAGUAUGAUAGGUCUAUUUCAUUCUAGUGAAUCUACUUUUCUCGACAAUCAAGAAAUAAUAAUGACUUGAUCAAUUUUUGUUGAUCAAUUUUAUUGUUCUUCAGCUAAUUUAUUUUUUAUAAGAAAAAGUUUUGUUCAGCAACUCAUAAAAAAUUAAAAAUAAAUAUCGCAAUGUGUCUUGUACUUAUGAAUUCAGUGGAAAUAAUAUUUUUAUAUUAUUAGUUCAAUGUAGAUGUUGAGAUGUCAGAUAAAUGAAUAAUUUCUAACUGAAGUAAUUUAACUUUUCAUCGACAGAAAGCUUUGUCCAUUGAUAGCCUUCCCUAAUAGCUUAUAUAGUGUGCUAGUUAUCCGAUUUUUGUAAGCUAAAAGUGAAUUUGGCUUUUUUAAACUAAAGUGAAAGUGAAUUCAUCUAUUUCAGAGUUUUUUUAGAAUCUUUAUUUUUCAGAGGAAUGGUGAUACCUCUCAUUUUAUACUGUUAUUAUAACCUUAUUAUCAAUAAGUUACUGGUAACUUAUGACAGUAUAGAUAUUAGAAAUAUUGAUCAUAACAUUUUAUUUUAUUUCAUUUUUGAAUGAAAUUGAGAGUAGAGGAAAGUAAUGGAUGUAGUGAUAUAUUAAUAACCAAUGUACCUAACUAGAAUGUAUUGCUAGGUAAAUUGGUAAUAACCAUAAAACUAUUGAAGAUUCCAUCAAAUUAUGAAAAACAAAAUUAUGGAAUAUGCCGUAUAUUGAUUGAAUAUCAUGAGUUUUCAUUAUUUGAAAUGAAUUAAAAACCCUUUAGUGCCGUACUUAACAUGAUAUUCAUUCAAAUAUAUUUUGCAUGAAUAAAAUCGACAAUACAAACUAGAUGACUGAUAGAUUAAUUGAUAGCUUCUAUUAUUUUCGUCUUGAAACGUUGCUUUGUCUAGCACAGACAGUAUCUAUCUAUAAUUUUUGGAUCAUCACAUUAUUUUAUUGGUAUUAAUGUGAUUUUCUAUAAAGCGAAUGGUCGGUUGUAAUAAAAUUGAUUUUGCUUUAAUAUAGCCUAUUGUAGAGUUGUUGAAUUUUGAUUUGUUAAAGCUAAUUUUUUCAUGAAUUGAAAAACAAACAUCUGUGUAAAUGAAUUAUUUCGAAUCGUUUGGAACUGCUUCAUAGUUCAACUAUUGUUUCUAUACUUAUCAAGCGAAUAUUUAAUUUUAUUAUCCUUGUCGAGUGUAAUCGUGUUAGUUUGUUCUACUUCAUUCCACCUGUAUAAAUCAUUCAACAUUUUCUACUUAUUUUGAGUGAUUGAUCACAACUUCUUUAGCAAUAUAAAGUUUUAUUUUUUAUCAGUCUUCUUUCUUAAAUCUUGCAACGAAAUCUUCAAUAAAAUGUGAACUAAUA
Messenger RNA from Nilaparvata lugens (brown planthopper), 5593 nucleotides. Its product is annotated as palmitoyltransferase ZDHHC15. Gene Ontology annotation, molecular function: protein-cysteine S-palmitoyltransferase activity. The transcript has 10 exons. Gene Ontology annotation, biological process: protein targeting to membrane; synaptic vesicle maturation; peptidyl-L-cysteine S-palmitoylation. Bases 168 to 1313 code for a protein of 381 amino acids. Gene Ontology annotation, cellular component: Golgi apparatus; endoplasmic reticulum. The record is from RefSeq and is a predicted model, not a curated record. NCBI's taxonomy places the organism in Eukaryota, Metazoa, Arthropoda, Insecta, Hemiptera, Delphacidae.